Molecule: messenger RNA, 1298 nt
Organism: Aegilops tauschii subsp. strangulata
Lineage: Eukaryota; Viridiplantae; Streptophyta; Magnoliopsida; Poales; Poaceae
Cellular component (GO): intracellular membrane-bounded organelle
Molecular function (GO): thiolester hydrolase activity
Source: RefSeq, a predicted model, not a curated record
CUCUCUGACACGGGGGCCCCGCGCAGCGAGUUCACCCACAACUGCCCCUCCUAGUCCUCCUCCCCCCUUCUCCCUCCGCCCAGUUCACCAUUUCCGCGGCCGCACACUCCCCGCGGGGCGACGAGAGUGAGCGGGAGCGGGAGCGCUGCGAGAGAGGGCGAAGCCCUAACCCUCGACCCCCGACCGGAAGCCGAUGGCCGCGCUUUCCCCCGCCGUCUCCCUCCUGCUGGUCCUCGUCGUCGCCGCCUCCGCCGCGCUCGCGCCGGUGUCCUCCGCGGUGCCCUUCAUCGUCCUGCACGGGAUCGGGGACCAGUGCGGGAACGACGGGAUCGCCUCCUUCACCGAUGAGCUGGCGGAGUGGUCGGGAUCCAAGGGAUACUGCAUGGAAAUUGGGAGAGGAUCAUGGGAUUCUUGGUUAAUGCCACUUCAAGAUCAGGCAAAUGUGGUUUGCAAGAAGGUAAAGGAAAUGGAAGAACUUCGUGAAGGUUACAGCAUAAUUGGCCUUUCUCAGGGGAACUUAAUUGGGCGGGCAGUAAUUGAGUACUGUGAAGGUGGACCACCGGUAAAGAAUUUCAUCUCAAUUGGGGGUCCUCACGCUGGUACUGCUUCAGUGCCACUUUGUGGUUCUGGUUUUCUUUGCGUUCUUGUUGAUGCGCUGAUUCAACUGGAGAUAUAUUCAAACUAUGUGCAGGCACAUCUUGCCCCUAGUGGUUACCUAAAGAUUCCCACUGAUAUGACAGCUUAUUUGCAGGGUUGCAAAUUUCUUCCGAAGCUUAAUAAUGAGAUACCAAGUGAAAGAAACAUUACAUAUAAAGAAAGAUUUAGCAGCUUGGAGAACUUGGUACUGAUCAUGUUUCAGGACGACGCAGUCUUGAUACCUCGGGAAACAGCAUGGUUUGGUUAUUAUCCUGAUGGCGCCUUUAAUCCAGUGCUGCCUCCUCAAGAGACAAAGCUAUAUACCGAAGACUGGAUCGGCUUGAGGACUUUGGAUGAGGCUGGGCGUGUUAAGUUUGUGUCGGUGCCAGGAGGUCACCUCCGCAUAUCAAGGAGCGACAUGAAGAAGUACAUAGUGCCUUAUUUGACACCGUCAUGUGGAUCAUCCAAGCAGAGUAUUCGUCGAAUCUUGUCAUAUUGAGGAUAGGUAAACCACGCUUGCGGCUGUAAUUGCACUUGUUCUGGGUCUUUGUAAGCCCAACCCAUGUCUCUCUGCAUUAUUACCUUAUAAAUACAUUGGCGAAACAGACUGGAACCAUAACGUUGCUGUGUUCGGGGUAAAUAGACUGGCGAGUUUGCAGCAA